UUUCUCUUUUAUUUCGAGACCGAAAGUGGAGGAGAUUCGUGGCGGGGCAGAAAGGCGGCCGGGAUCUUGCUCUCGGGAUCCUUCUCGGGCAAACGGAGGGGAUCUGCUAACUCUUCGGAGGGUCCCAGCCACCUCCAGAGGAUCUUCUAUAUUUAGUGUGUGGUUUGUUUUUUUUCCGGCGUACAAAAUCGUCCCUUUUCCUUUUUUUGCAAUUUAAUCACGCGGGCUAAAAAGGAGAGCAAAUCGUUCCAGGCCGAAGAAUUGCAAGCCGGGGAGGAGGAAAUAGGGCACCGAUGCCAUGGCGGACGACAGCGGCCUGCUGGCAAAGAUCAUGGAAAACGGGAGCGAAAUUUUGGAGGGUGACGUGCAGGGCGACUGCACCCUGCUGCUGAAGCUGAAAAGCACCAUCUCAAAGCCUGUCCAGACAAAAGUCGACUCCAUCUUGCAAGAUGUCCAGAAGUUUUCAGAUUAUGCCAAACUUUACCUGUACCUUCAGCUGCCUUCGGGGCCGAGCUCAGGAGAAAAAAGUUUGGACCUCACUUCUCUCAAUUCAGCAGAGCAGAUGCACGCCUGUACCUGGAUUCGGAACCACCUGGAGGAGUAUCUCGACACCUGCUUGCCAAAACAAGACGUGUACGAUGCUUACAAGCGCUAUUGCGACAACCUGUGCUGCCGCUCCCUGAGCGCGGCGAAUUUUGGCAAGAUCAUCCGGGAGAUCUUUCCCAACAUCAAAGCGAGAAGAUUGGGUGGACGCGGGCAAUCCAAAUAUUGCUAUAGUGGGAUCCGUCGCAAAACGGUGGUCAACAUGCCUCCCCUGCCCAGCCUGGACCUGAAAGACCCCGAGACCCUGGAGAGAACAGAGGCCACCCACCCGUACAACGACAAGGUGGUGGAGGCGGCCUGCGCCCUGACUUGCAACUGGGCCCAGAAGAUCCUCAAGCGCUCCUUCGACAGCAUCGUGGAGGUGGCCCAGUACCUCCUGCAGCAGCACCUCAUCAGCUCCCGCUCGGCCCACGCCGACCUGGUCAUGGCCACCCUGGUCACAGAACACACCGAGAGUUCAUGGGGCAAGCGUCCUCCCCCAAAGAAAAGCGAGCCGGAAGCCGCGGAAAAUGCUGCCAAAGCGCAGCCUCAGGCUAAACCAGACAACGCACCCAAGCCCUCGGCCCCCUCCCCACGGAGCGAAGCCAAGAAGCAGGCAGAGGUUCCUCCCAAGAAGGCCAGCAGCCCGCAGGUCAACGCCUUGGUGGCCCGUCUGCCUUUGCUGCUCCCCCGUGUGCAGGUCCAGCCCAGGGACCACUUGGUGGUGUCUCCCGGGACAGCGGCUGUCCACUCUCCCCACACCAUCCUGGCUCCUAAGCUUACCCCCACCCACCAGGUGGCGGGAACGGUCAAGAUGGCGCUCUCCGUGGGGGCACCCCCCUCCACUUUGCUAGCCUCGGCUGUGAAUGGACCCGCCAGCUUGGUCAGCCAGCCGGCCGCCGUGCCAGUUAUCAACAUGGUGCCAGUUAUAAACGUGGCGGUCCCACCCGUAGCCGAGAACCGGCCGAAGCCCAAAAGUGUCUCCAGUGGGGCCAGCGGAACGUCCAGUGCUGCUGAAGCUGAGCGGAGCCAGGGUGAGCCGCAGAAAGUCAAGAGCCCCACCAAGCGGCCGGCGGACCGACUCAAGGAGGUGACCGCGAAGAAGAAGCGUGGCCGGCCACGGAAGAAGCCGGAUGAGCCUCCCGUGGUGGAGAGCAGCAUCCUGAGAAAAGAGCUGUCUAAAAGCAAGGAGGAUUCAGACUCCGUUGUGGUGCCGGCAGCUAGCAAAGAACCCCCGGCCGCUCCAAAUUCUCCCCCCCAGGACUUUCCAAAAGAGAGUUCCCAAGCAGAGCCCCCCCUGGGAUUGGAGGUCAAGACACCGGCCCCCACGCAGCCGACACCGGCCCCCACGCAGCCGACACCGGCCCCCACGCAGCCGACACCGGCCCCCACGCAGCCAACACCGGCCCCCACGCAGCCGACACCGGCCCCCACACAGCCGACACCAGCCCCCACGCAGCCGAGAGAGGAAAGGCCACUCGAGGCCAGGCACCGCAUUGUGGUUCCUCCCAGGAGGAUCUUGCCUUACCACCUCAGCGUCAUCCGAACCACAAAGCCCCGUCCUUUCAUGCCGACGCCCAUCAGAUGGGCUCCCCGGGAGUCCCCGCCACUGGAACAGCCGGAGAUGUACAGCUAUGAACCUGACAUGCAGCCCACGGAUCUUUCUAUGAAAUCUCGUCCGCCGCUGUCCAGGGACUGUCCAACAACCUCGAGCUCGUGGGCGCCCGCGGGACGUUUGCAGCGGAUUGGCACGGACCGUGAAAAGUCGGCGGAGGCCGCGGGCAGCUCGGACGCCACAAGAUUAGGCCACAGAUGAUCCCCCUCCCCAUUCUGCUUCCCUUCACAGUACUCCCAAAGACCAACCCGACCCACGUGCGGAAAGGAAAUCCGGGAGAGCAUGAGCCGGCACGGCGCUUUCACCCAAACUCAUUUGAACAUUGAUGCUUCUCUUUCCCAAAGGUGGGAAAUGCAAACGGGGAGGGGGGGGGGCUUUCAGACAGGGGCCGGUCUGCGAAAGUCAAGAUAUUGAGAAGGAAAAGAGCUGCUCGAGGCAGAACGAAGAGAAAUGUCCAUUCUUCGAUGUUGACACUUGGGGGUUAUGUUUCACCUGGGAGGGGGCUGGUGGGGGAGGGAUGGGUGCUGUGGCAUUGCGUGUGGAAACCCUGUGGACGCCAGCAGCCUUUUGUCUUUCAGAGACAAUCAUUUCACAGCCAACUUCCCAAAGAUUUUGCUCUCCUCGGGCUUUGCGUCGCUUUCAAGCUGAAGUUUGAAAAAAAAGGGCACCACCGUCCCAUUUCACGCUCAAUUUUGUUUGGAAAUCUUUGCUUGCCUUCUUCCUCUCUCCCUCUCCCUUCUCCAUUCAUGGCUUUGUCUGUAAAUCCUGAAUAAAGUUAAACAGAGGGUUUUUGUUUUCUUUAAAAAAAAAAA
Molecule: messenger RNA, 3009 nt
Organism: Thamnophis sirtalis
Lineage: Eukaryota; Metazoa; Chordata; Lepidosauria; Squamata; Natricidae
Source: RefSeq, a predicted model, not a curated record